Lasiosphaeria miniovina is the source of this 2272-nucleotide messenger RNA. RefSeq lists its product as uncharacterized. The record is from RefSeq and is a predicted model, not a curated record. NCBI's taxonomy places the organism in Eukaryota, Fungi, Ascomycota, Sordariomycetes, Sordariales, Lasiosphaeriaceae. Bases 191 to 1990 code for a protein of 599 amino acids. The transcript is spliced from 5 exons.
CAUUGGCGAGAGGCUGAAAGCCCUGUGUUCCUUCCAGAGCCUUGUCGGAGACAACAAAAUGUAGUUCUAGUACACUUCUUAUCUGGACGGGUUUCCUGCACAUAAAUAUUGGACAAUGGCAUUUAGGUUUGCACUCUAACACCAGCAAGAGACGGGCAGUCUGAACCACUCGAACCAAACCACCGCCAUCAUGGGCGCGUACGUGUCCCUCGGCGAGUGCAAGUCCCACUACAACAAGGCAGUUAACUGCACAUACAACUUCACUUCCCCGGACCGGGACAAGCAUAUGGUUGGCGGCUUUGGGAGGCACGAAGUCCCUACCGACCCAGAUGUUGCCGGAGUUGGCAUCGUAUACGCCUUCAUUGGCGUGACAUCGUUCGCACUUUUCCUGAGCAUCUUGCAUGUGUUCUGGAUGAUCUCCAAAAUGACUCCGUUGAAGUCGCGAUAUCCUCGAAACGAAUCCGAGUAUCGAAAGAGCCAGCGUGCCGGCGGCCUCAGUGUUUCCGUCAUCUGCGAGAAGCUCGUCAUGGCCUGUAGCGACCAGCAAGUGUUCACAGGGGGCGCCUAUGCCAUCACGCUGAGAUAUUGGAAAGGAUGCGAGAUCACCGCCUACCACUACAACAUCAUCUCCAACAUGAUGAUUCUCACCUGCGCGACGCACCUCAUGUCCGUGACCAUCGUGCGCAACUACUGGCGCUACCCCUGGCUCGGCCUCCUGCGCAUCCUGAUCGUCACGGGUCUAUUCAUCGUCACUGGCAUCAUCCUGUCGAACCAGAACGCGCAGACAGACACAUUCAUCAAGCUGCCCUUCCCCACCGCGAUCCCCCCGGACAACCAGAUCGAGAACCUCAUGUUCCUGCCGGCGGCGUGCUUCCAGAGCAACAAUUCGCUCCUCAUCUCCACGUUAGGCGACUCGACCAAGACGCCCGAGCAGUCCAAGAAGACGCUCAUCUACAGCCAGCCCGGCAACCGCAUCCAGGGCUGGAACCUGUUUCUCAUCAUCCUGUUCUGCUACUGCGCCGCCUUCCUUGUCGACGUCGUGCGCUUCUUCCGCCGCGGCAUCGGCAAGGAGCCGCGCGGGCGGCGCGGCGACUUCGCCGCCAAGCGCCUCCGCUUCUGCGCCGCGCCGGGAAGGGCUCUGAAGCUGGUAGUCAAGAUCUUCUUCUGCCUGUAUCUCCUUGGCGGCAUCGGCGUCAGCGCCGCCGCCGUCAUCCUCUCGGGCCUGUACAUUAACGGCCUGCGCGCGUGGGCCAAGAAUACGGGCUGGCUGGAGGUGAGCGAGGGCGGGCAGAGCGCCGAGGACGAUGCCACGUCGUUCGGCCAGCUGGUUCCAAUCUUCCUGUGUCUUUUGAUUGUCUUCAGCAUCGCGCAGACCAUCACCGAAAUGAACAAGAGAUACAGCGAAAAGGUGUACGCGGAAGAUGGCACGGUCAUCUACGACCCCAGCACCAGCAAGCUCAUGCUCCCGACACCGACGCCCGGGAAGGAAGGCAUGCACGUGGCGGAGGGAUCGGCCACGCCCGGAACGCCCAGGUUUGGGGGAUGGCCGCUGCCGCAGCAGCAGCAGCAGCAACCGUCAAGCCAUUAUUUCAUGAAUAAUGGAAACCACAACCAUCAGGGCGGCAGCACUCCGCCGAUCCGGCCGGGCCCGCGCCCCCAGCAGAGCCCGCGCCCCCAGCAGAGUCCCAAUCCGCAACAACAAUCGUCAACCCACUCCUUCAUGAAUGUAAACCACAGCCCUCAAGUCGGCACUCCGCAGUCGCAUCACCAUCAGAGCCCCAAUCCACAGCAGAGCCCACACCCCCAUCAGAGCCCUAAUCUACAGCAACAGCAGCCGUCCAACCAUUUUUUCAUCAAUGGAAAUCACAGUCCUCCGGUCGGCACUCCGCACCACCAGACUCCCAAUCCGCACCAUCAGAGUCCCAAUCCGCACCAUCAGAGUCCGAAUCCACAGAACAACUCGAGAUUCCUGCAGAGCCCACGUCAUUGAAAUUGCACUAAGUUCUAACAAUGAAGCAACGGUUUCGUUUUGUCCUUCCCUGAUGUUAAUUAGCCAUGAUGAUGAGAGAAUUGAAGUUUUGCGCACCAUGGUUGACAUGUUUCCCGUGGUGAGGAUAUUGAGUUCCCUGGUCGGUAUUGUUGAAUUGUUUGUUGGAUCGAAAGGGGGGGUUCAGAUUGUAAUAAUGCUGUUAAUGACUCUAGCUUCUAUUAGUUACUUCUUAUUUUCCAAAACUGUUACACCAUUAAGCUUGGAUUCCUUGUAUCAUUGUGU